Fragaria vesca subsp. vesca is the source of this 1965-nucleotide messenger RNA. RefSeq names its product HIPL1 protein-like. The record is from RefSeq and is a predicted model, not a curated record. The transcript has 6 exons. The coding region runs from base 1 to 1965 and encodes 654 amino acids. Lineage: Eukaryota; Viridiplantae; Streptophyta; Magnoliopsida; Rosales; Rosaceae.
AUGAAGCAAGAAACUCCUCUGAAGUUUUGUUCUUACAAUGGAAGCGUCUGCUGCAAUACCACUCAGGAUUUGCUGCUGCAGAAACAAUUUGAAGCACUAAAUGUCAUCUAUCCUGUUUGUGCUUCUCUCCUGAAGUCGACUAUGUGUGCAAUAUGUGACCAAUUUUCAGCUCAUCUUUUCGAAAUCGACUCACGGCCUAGAAAGGUUCCUGUUCUGUGCAACACCACAAGUUCAAUGAAAUCACACCAGUCUAAAGUUGGAGAUUUCAGUGACUUCUGCACAAAGCUGUGGAAUACAUGUGGGAACAUAUCCUUAUUGAGCUCUCCAUUUGCUCCAGCCACUCAAGGCAGAACGACUGAUCAUUGGCACUCAAAAGAAGACUUCUGUGAAGCAUUUGGUGGAUCAGAAGAUGCUGUGUGUUUUAAUGGUGAAUCAGUAUCAUUUAGUCAAGUAGAUGCUCCACCUCCUCCAGCUGGUCUGUGCCUUGAGAAAAUUGGAAAUGGGGCUUAUAUCAAUCUAGUUCCUCAUCCGGAUGGUUCCAACCGCGCAUUUGUGUCUAACCAACAAGGUCAGAUAUGGUUGGUAACUAUUCCUCAUGAAGGAUCAAGUGGGAUUUUGGGAAUCAAUGAUUCUGAACCUUUUCUGGACAUUACUGAUCAAGUGCUAUAUGAUACUGAGUUUGGUCUAAUGAGUAUGGCAUUUCAUCCGAACUUUGUGAACAAUGGCCGCUUCUUUCUAUCAUUCAACUGUGAUAAGAUAAAACAUGCAGGCUGUUCAGGCAGAUGUUCAUGUAAUACAGAUGUGAACUGUGACCCUUCAAAGCUUUCUGCUGAUGGUGGGGUGCAGCCCUGUCAAUACCACAUUGUUGUUGCUGAAUUUACAGUUAAUGGUACAGCACUGGAAGCUUCCAUGGCAAAAAGCUCAAAUCCAUCAGAAGUGAGAAGGAUAUUCACAAUGGGGCUUCCUUAUAAAGGAGGUCAUGCAGGUCAAAUUCUUUUUGGACCUGCAGAUGGUUAUCUGUACCUCACGAUGGGAGACGGUUCACAUACAGAUGACCCUUACAAUUUUGCACAGAACAAGAAGUCCUUGCUUGGGAAAAUUAUGAGGCUUGACAUAGAUAACAUACCAAGUGCAAAGGAAAUAAGUGAAAAAAGACAAUGGGGAAAUUAUUCUAUACCGAGAGAUAACCCCUACAUUGGCACCAAGGAGUUGGAGCCUGAGAUAUGGGCCUUGGGAUUUCGAAAUCCUUGGCGCUGUAGUUUUGAUUCAGAAAGGCCUUCCUACUUCUUCUGUGGAGACUGUGGGCAGGAUCAAUAUGAAGAGGUUGAUUUAGUCACAAAGGGUGGGAAUUAUGGAUGGAGAGUUUAUGAGGGUCAUAUGCCCUUUUUUCCAAGAACUUCUCCAGGAGGAAAUACAUCUGCAAGUUCCAUAAGCUCCAUAUUCCCAGUAAUGGGCUAUAAUCACUCUAAUAUAGGACGUGCUGAAUCUGCCUCUAUUACAGGUAGCUAUUUCUACCGGUCCAUGACUGAUCCGUGCAUGUAUAAGAGGUAUCUCUACAUGGAUUUGUAUGCUGAAGCAUUAUGGGCAGGCACUGAAAACCCUGAAAACAGUGGGAACUUCUCGACUACCAAGAUUCCAUUCAGAUGUGCUCAUGACUCUCUGAUGCAAUGUAACAUUGUGGCAGGAGGUUCUACUCCUUCCUUGGGGUAUGUAUUCUCAUUUGCUGAAGACAACAAGAAGGAUGUUUAUGUUCUAACAAGCACCGGUGUCUAUAGAGUCACAAGACCAAGCCGCUGCAAUUUUACAUGUGCUAAGGAACAUGUAGUUGAUUUGGGGACUCAUCGACAGAGUUCUGAUGCCUCCAUGUCAAGAAAAAUGUUCAAGGGAAGCAAAGAUAUUGCAUUUCUUCUUUUGUUUCUUGUUUUGUACCCUGGAUUUGAUCUUGUGAAUCAUUACUUAUGCUAA